Candidozyma auris is the source of this 378-nucleotide messenger RNA. Its product is annotated as sulfiredoxin. The record is from RefSeq and is a predicted model, not a curated record. Gene Ontology annotation, molecular function: sulfiredoxin activity. NCBI's taxonomy places the organism in Eukaryota, Fungi, Ascomycota, Pichiomycetes, Serinales, Metschnikowiaceae. The coding region runs from base 1 to 378 and encodes 125 amino acids. Gene Ontology annotation, cellular component: cytoplasm. Gene Ontology annotation, biological process: cellular response to oxidative stress. The transcript has a single exon.
AUGUCUCUCCAGUCGUCAAACCUCAAGGAAGAGUACAUCCCACUCAAUGAGAUUAGAAGACCCAUUCCCCCGGUGCUAGACUACCAGAAAAUCGAUGCCAUGGUACUGACCCUCCAAGGCAAUCCUAUGGCGUCUGCUACCUGUGGAGUUGAAGAUAUCACACCAGGAGAGUUGCCACCAAUUGAUGUGUUCUUGGUCCGUGAGCAAGGAAAGAACUACUACUUUGCGUUUGGUGGUUGCCAUAGGUUCCAGGCGUACGAUAAGUUGUCGAAGGACGGUGAGAAGGUGCCAAUGGUUAAGGCGAGAAUCUUGCCGGCUACCAGGAAAACGCUCAAGGUGUACUUGGGCGGCUCUGUCGAUGAGAUGUUUAAAGAUUAA